This is a messenger RNA of Laccaria bicolor S238N-H82, 561 nucleotides long. RefSeq lists its product as uncharacterized. Gene Ontology annotation, cellular component: intracellular anatomical structure. The transcript has a single exon. The record is from RefSeq and is a predicted model, not a curated record. Gene Ontology annotation, molecular function: pyridoxal phosphate binding. The coding region runs from base 1 to 561 and encodes 186 amino acids. Lineage: Eukaryota; Fungi; Basidiomycota; Agaricomycetes; Agaricales; Hydnangiaceae.
AUGUCUCUCGAGAGGGCUUCAGCGGAAGAUCUGGACGAAUCGUUAUCCGAAAUCCAACCGAAAUCACUGGCAGAGCAAGAGUCCUCUUCGAGUUCACCACUGAACAAGGCCCUCCCUUCUGACCGGCCUCACCCCCUGCGCGUGUUUAUUCAAGUAAACACCUCAGGGGAGACCUCCAAAUCUGGGCUUGACCCUCUCUCGUCGGCAUCAGACCUCGAUUCAUCCGAGCUUGCCCAGUUGGCUAGAUACGUACUCACAGAAUGCCCGAAGCUCUGGUUGGAAGGGCUAAUGACGAUAGGCGCGCUGGAACUUUCGUUGAGUUCUUCUGAAGUGGAGAAGAAUGCUGAUUUUGAGAAGUUGAAGGAGACGAGAGAUGUGUUGGAUGAGUAUUUGGGAGGGUUGAGUGGAGAUGGGGAGAAGAGGUGGGGGAGGGAAGGGUUGGGUGGGUUGGCGUUGAGUAUGGGGAUGUCCAGUGACUUUGAGGCGGCUUUGAAGGCUGGGAGCGAUAUUGUACGAGUGGGGACUGGGAUAUUUGGACAGAGAGUGAAGAAGUCGACAUGA